AUGAUGUUUCUACAAGAGCACAAAAGUCAUGUACCUCCUGCACUGUCAGCGCCCGAUGAGUCAUGGCUGAAGAAAGCUGGCACGUUCACGGUGGACGAGGCUCUGGAGGUCGUUGGUUUUGGUAGAUUCCACCUGAUGCCCUGCGCCAUGGCCAGACUCUGCUGGCUCUGUGAUUGGUCAGAUGGGUGUAACUCUCCCAUGCAGCUCUGUGAUUGGUCAGAUGGGUGUAACUCUCUCGUGGAGCUCUGUGAUUGGUCAGAUGGGUGUAACUCUCUCCUGCAGCUCUGUGAUUGCUCUGUGAUUGGUCAGAUGGCAAAUUCGAUGGUGGUGAUGACGCUGGGGCUGGUGGGGUCUCAGUUACACUGUGAGUGGAGACUACAGAGUCACGAGGAGGCCCUGAUGAUCUCAGUGUUUUGCACAGAGAUCCUGGCGAUGGCUCUGGGGACGUCCAACAGCUUUGGGAAGUUAGGAGCUCUCAUCUCUCCUUUUAAAGCACAGGCCAAUGCUCUCCUCCAGUACUCCGCUGCUGAACUUUUAAAACUUCGGCACCACGUCCCCGCUCCUCUUCAGCCACCGGAGCGCGGACAUGACAUCCCCCCGGGCAUCGCCUUCCAGCCCCGGCGGCGGUACGUUCACCGUGGAUCACGCCGUGCUGCUGAGGAUCUCUCCUGGUCUCGCUCUGUCUGUGUUCUGGGGGUCCGCUCUGCUGGGGGGGGUCGCGGCCCUGCUCCUGCCCCUGGAGACUUCAGGACGGACUCUGCAGGAGCUGGAGACACAGCACGAUACCCCCCCUCUCCAGGGCUAGUCUGCAGACGCGCGUCUCUCUCCUCCGGCGGCAUGGCCCUGGUGACGCUGCAGCGCUCCCCCACCCCGAGUGCAGCAUCCUCCGGGAGCACCGAGGAUUUUGGGAGUGAUGACGACAGAAAGAACAACCAGUGCCUCAGUGAGAGUUUCUUCAUGGUCAAAGGAGCCGCCCUCUUCCUCCAACAGGGGGGCAUUGCACAGGAGCCAAACACUCAACACACACACACAGGGGAUCUCCCUCGACACCUCCAGGUCAUGUUUAAGAUCCUCCGAGCUGAAGACCACAUCAAAUUGACGGUGCGGCUGGAGAGUGGCUGGUCGGAGAGAGUCCGGUACCUGGUGGUCAUCUACACCAGCGGUCACCAAGACACCGAGGAGAAUAUCGUCCUGGGGCUGGACUUUGCAGACAAAGACAGCAAGAGUUGUUCUGUCGGGAUGGUCCUACCCCUCUGGAGCGACACUAACAUCCACCUGGACGGAGAUGGCGGCUUCAGCGUCAGCACGGCCGGACGCUCACAUGUCUUCAAGCCGGUGUCGGUGCAAGCCAUGUGGACGGCCCUUCAGGUCAUUCAUAAAGCCUGCGAAGUGUCUCGUCGAUGUAACUAUUUCCCCGGAGGUGGCGCCCUCUGCUGGACGAGUUUCUACGACAGCAGCCUCAGCUCAGAGCAGAGCGGCGUCAACGAGUGGAACGCCAUGACCGACCUGCAGAGCACACGACCGGACUCACCAGGGACCUUUGCUGACCGACCGACAGAGAGAGAGCGGACGGAGAGUUCCAUCAAAGCCAAACUCCGAAACAUCAUGAUGUUUCAAGACCUGGAGAACAUCACGUCAAAAGAGAUUAGAAACGUCCUGGAGCAGCACAUGAGCUGUAACCUCAAAGACUACAAGGAGUUCAUCGACAACGAGAUGCUGCUGAUCCUCGGGCAGAUGGACAAAGCCACGCCCAUCUUUGACCAUGUGUAUCUGGGAUCUGAAUGGAACGCUUCAAACCUGGAGGAGCUGAGGGACUGUGGAGUGGGUUACAUACUGAACGUCACGAGGGAGAUCGAUAACUUCUUCCCGGGUCUUUUCUCGUAUCACAACGUUCGAGUUUACGACGAGGAGGCAACGGACCUGCUCUCCCACUGGAAUGACACCUACGACUUCAUCUCCAAAGCCAAGAGACUGUCUGCCCCGGAGUUUAUCAGUAGAUGCUGUUAUCACGACAAGGUUGUGGAUCACUAUGAAAACCCCCGGAAUGUGGGCUCUCUGGAUAAAAACUCUAAGAAUGUGGGGACAGGUCUGGUGGGGGCCCCUGCCUGCGGAGACGUGAUGAAGCUUCAGAUUCAAGUGGACAAUGAGGGAAAGAUUGUGGACGCUCGGUUCAAAACGUUCGGCUGCGGUUCUGCCAUUGCCUCCAGCUCUUUGGCCACAGAGUGGGUCAAGGGCAAGUCGGUCGAGGAAGCUCUGACGAUAAAGAACACAGACAUCGCCAAGGAGCUUUGUCUUCCACCGGUGAAACUUCACUGCUCCAUGCUCGCUGAAGACGCCAUCAAAGCGGCCCUCGCCGACUACCGCCUGAAACAGCAGGAUGACCAGCAGGAGGCAGUGAGGAAGAACUGA
This is a messenger RNA of Knipowitschia caucasica, 2409 nucleotides long. Lineage: Eukaryota; Metazoa; Chordata; Actinopteri; Gobiiformes; Gobiidae. The record is from the annotation of a GenBank genome assembly.